Messenger RNA from Dovyalis caffra, 696 nucleotides. Lineage: Eukaryota; Viridiplantae; Streptophyta; Magnoliopsida; Malpighiales; Salicaceae. The record is from the annotation of a GenBank genome assembly.
AUGGGAAGAAGACUCAGAAGGCUUCGCCACAGAAAAGUAGAUCGAUCGCAUGUGAAGUUUUUAAUCAAAAAGCCCUCUCUACGAUAUGACCCUUUCUUCAUCAGAACUCUACAUGCAGAAAAAUACAGCGAAGGUAAUGGUCAGAGAUACAGGUUGAGCAGAAAGGAUCUCAUGUUAUACAAGGCAAGAUCCAUGGAAAGAUUUCAUUCAGACUAUACAGAAUACCAGCUUAUUGGAGAAGAUGACUAUCAUCAAGUCUUUUUCGAAAUUCCGAAGGAACCUCACAUUCAGAAUAUCUACGCCAGCACAGCUUUCCAGCUUCAGAUUGGUUCGAUGACCAUGAUCAAACUUCAGAAGAAAACUUUAUGCAUGACGUCAAAACAGAAUCUUCUGGCAGAAUCCAGCCAUACUGAUGGGAGGCAUUACCAGAAGGAAAGUAGUCCAACUCAAUGUCUUACGCAUCAGUGGCAUUUGAAUGAAAGCAGUAAGUCAGUGGCCAAGAAUCAUCGAUUUUGGAGUUACCAGCUCAUGGGAAUUUCUUUAAGUAAGAACGAUCCCCAGCCCUCUUCGUCUUCUCGAAAGGAAGCGAGUGACUCAAGACAUUGUUUCUAUGAAAUAUUAACUCCCCACUCCUUCGAGCAAAUGCCAUACACUUUCGUUUCUUUCCACCAAAAGGUCACACGCAAACUCAUUUGA